Messenger RNA from Harpia harpyja (harpy eagle), 3952 nucleotides. It is a transcript of the gene KL, whose product is annotated as klotho. Gene Ontology annotation, molecular function: hydrolase activity, hydrolyzing O-glycosyl compounds. The record is from RefSeq and is a predicted model, not a curated record. The transcript is spliced from 5 exons. The coding region runs from base 1 to 2988 and encodes 995 amino acids. Gene Ontology annotation, biological process: carbohydrate metabolic process. NCBI's taxonomy places the organism in Eukaryota, Metazoa, Chordata, Aves, Accipitriformes, Accipitridae.
AUGGCCCCCGCCGCGCCGCCGCCGCCGCUGCUGGCGGUGCUGCUGGUGCUGGGGCAGCCGGUGCUCGGGGCGCCGGGGCAGGGCGCGGGCACCUGGUCCCGCUUCGCCCGGCUGCCCUACCCGCAGGACCAGCUCUUCCUCCACGACACCUUCCCCGACGGCUUCCUCUGGGGGGCGGGCAGCGCCGCCUACCAGACGGAGGGCGGCUGGCGCCAGGGCGGCAAAGGGGCCUCCGUCUGGGACACCUUCGCCCACCGCCCCGCCGCGCCGCCGGGGUCCGUCCCGCCGGGCCCGGCGGGCGGCGACGUGGCCAGCGACAGCUACAACAACCUCUACCGCGACGCCGAGGGGCUGCGGCGCCUGGGGGUCUCCCACUACCGCUUCUCGCUGGCCUGGGCCCGGCUGCUGCCCAACGGCACGGCGCCCCUCAACCCCGCCGGGCUGGCCCACUACCGGCGGCUGCUGGGCCGCCUGCGGGAGCUGGGCGUCGAGCCCGUCGUCACCCUCUACCACUGGGACCUGCCGCAGGGCCUGCAGGACGCCUUCGGCGGCUGGGCCAGCCCCGUCCUGCCCCGGCUCUUCCGCGACUACGCCGAGCUCUGCUUCCGGCAUUUCGGCGGGCAGGUGCGCUACUGGCUGACCAUGGACAACCCCUACGUGGUGGCCUGGCAUGGCUACGGCACGGGGCGACUGCCGCCCGGCGUGCGGGGAGGCCCGCGCCUCGGCUACCGGGCGGCCCACCACCUGCUCCAGGCCCAUGCUAAAGUCUGGCAUCUCUACAAUGACCAUUUUCGUCCAACUCAAAGAGGAAAAGUGUCCAUUGCCCUUAGCUCCCACUGGAUAAAACCUCAACGUAUGACUGAAAAAGACAUAAAAGAAUGUCAAAAAUCCCUUGAUUUUGUGCUCGGCUGGUUUGCUAAGCCCAUAUUUAUUGAUGGUGACUAUCCAGAGAGCAUGAGAAGCAACCUCUCAUCUCUGUUGCCUGAAUUCAGUGAAGUUGAGAAGAAGUAUAUCAAGGGAACAGCAGACUUUUUUGCUCUGUCUUUUGGAGCUACCCUGAGUUUCCAGCUUUUGGACUCCCACAUGAAAUUCCAGCAGCUGGAAUCAAUAAGCCUGAGGCAGCUCCUUUACUGGAUAAGCAGUGAAUAUAACAACCCCCAAAUAUUCAUUGUGGAGAACAGCUGGUUUGUUUCUGGUAGCACCAAGAGAGAUGAUGCCAAAUAUAUUUACUAUCUCAAAAAAUUCAUUAUGGAAACUUUAAAAGCCAUCCGGUACGACGGAGUUAAUGUGUUUGGCUACACAGUCUGGUCCCUCCUGGAUGGCUUUGAAUGGCACAGGGGAUACAGCAUUCGACGUGGAUUGUUUUAUGUUGAUUUUCAAAGCCACGACAAGAAGUUGAUGCCCAAAUCUUCUGUUUUGUUCUAUCAAAAGCUGAUAGAAAAAAAUGGCUUCCCACCUUUGCCUGAAAACCAGCCCAUAGAAGGUAUUUUACCCUGUGGCUUUGCUUGGGGAAUUGUUGACAACUACAUUCAGGUAGACACGACACCCGCCCAGUUUCUUGACUCUAAUGUUUAUGUGUGGGAUGUUCACCAGACAAAGAAGCUUAUUAAAGUGGAUGGAGUUUUCACCUCGAAACGCAAGCGUCACUGUGUUGACUUUGCUGCUAUCAGGCUCCAGAUCUCUCUUCUGCAAGAAAUGCAUGUCACACACUUCCAUUUUUCACUGAAAUGGUCUUUAAUCCUUCCUUUAGGUAACCUUUCUCUAAUCAACCACACUCUUGUACAUUAUUAUCAGUGUUUUGCUAGUGAACUUCUCAGAGUUAACAUAACUCCUGUUGUUGCUUUAUGGCAACCUAUGGCUGAGAAUCAAGAGCUUCCAGUUUCCCUUGCCAAAUGUGGAGCUUGGGAAAACCCAGAAACCGUUCAGGCUUUUGUUGAGUAUGCCAAAUUCUGCUUUACAAGUCUUGGGGACCAUGUAAAAUUUUGGAUCACAAUGAAUGAACCGUCUGUGAAAAACUUGACAUACACAGCAGGGCACAACCUGCUGAAAGCCCAUGCAAAAGCAUGGCAUCUCUAUGACAAAGAAUUCAGGAGAUCUCAGAAGGGUAAAAUAUCUAUAGCUCUGCAAGCCGACUGGGUAGAACCAGCUUGUCCCUUUUCCAGGAAUGACCAAGAAGUUGCUGACAGAAUUUUGGAGUUCGACAUUGGCUGGCUUGCAGAGCCCAUCUUUGGGAAUGGUGACUACCCACAGGUGAUGAGAGCAUGGCUUCACCGAAGAAACAGUGUUGACCUCUAUAAUUUCCACUUGCCUUAUUUCUCAGAAGAUGAGAAGAAGUUAAUCCAGGGCUCAUUUGAUUUUUUUGCCUUGAGUCACUACACUACUACCCUUGUGGGCUGGGAGAAAGAAGAUGCACUAAAAUAUGACCACUAUCUUGAAGUUCAAAUGAUCAAUGACAUCACAUGGCUGCACUCCCCCGGCAGAGCUGCAGUAGUGCCCUGGGGACUGCGUAAAGUGCUCAAGUGGGUUAAAUCAAAGUAUGGCGAUGUCCCAGUUUAUGUUAUGGCUAAUGGAAUUGACGAUGGCCAGAAUAUGGUGUAUGAUAAGCUCAGAGUGUAUUACAUACAGAAUUACAUCAAUGAAGCUUUAAAAGCUUACACCUUGGAUAACGUUAACCUGCAAGGAUAUUUUGUCUAUUCUUUUAAUGACAAGACUGCUCCUAAAUAUGGUCUCUACAGUUACACUGCAAAUCAAUAUGAACCAAAGCCUUCUAUGAAACAUUACAGAGAGAUAAUUGACAAUAAUGGUUUUCCUGGUCCUGAAACUCCUGAGCUGCUGUGCCGAGAAGAGAUUGCCUCGUGUCCUGAAUGCCACUUCUUCCGAACCAGAAAAUCAUUAUUAGCCUUUAUCUCUUUCAUAUUUGUUGCUUUUAUUGUUACUAUAUUCUUUAUUACUUACUACUCCAAGAGGGUAGAAAGACGAUAUAAAUAGAGCUGCCCCUUUGAACACAUCACUCGCUGCCCUUUCUCUUGCAUCCUCUUGGGAAAUCUGAAAUAAGAGCACACAGUGUGGUGAUUGCUUCAGCACUAGGAAGGCAUUUACAUUGCCUGAUACUGCAGGACAUAUUGACACUGAGAAGAAACUGCUAGCAUAUGGCUUCCAGAAAUCGUUUUCUCUGGUUUAGUACAUUUGGUUUAUGACCAGUCCUUAAUUCCUGUGGUUGGAGUUAUCUCACAACUUUCUCUGGGACCUUUUGUUGAGCAGAUGCUUUCCCCUCCUUGGUUUUGCCUCACUGAGGAGUUGGACAGGUGAAAGUAUGUUUUGAAGACAUGGAGUGAUGGAAGGGCCUGAACGUCAAAAUUCUCCAAGGGAAGACUGGGGAGAAACUAAAUGGUUUACUUUUCCAAAUUAGGGUUUAAUGCUGAUGUUGCUUGAUCAGAGCCAGCACCCGACUGGAGCAGGGAACGUGACUGAGCAGAGACGGAGGAGAAUUGCACAAAGCAGCGCUGAGGGAAAGGGCAACCCCCUUUCCUAAAGCAGGUGCAGAGGGAAGAGCAGGGGGACACGAGUCUGUGCUGCUGGCAGCUCUCGGUAAAUCAGUGAACUACUCCGCAGGUUGCUGAUGGCUGCGCCUGACUUCAGGAUGUCAUCGGGGAACUUCAGCUAAAGGAACCGUGUCUUUCUCAGUGGGGAAAGCCGCAGGGGUAUGUCCAGGGAUGGCAGGGGUCAUGCCAGCUGAUUGGAAGAGAUGGGAAGGGUGAAAGGGCUUCUCUUUGAUUUGCUCAGUAGAAAAAGGAGAGAGCAGGAACCGGGAUGUCUUUGCUGUCCCGGUUGUCAGAAAGCUGCGUGCCUGACCCUGUCCCCUGUCGCCCUGUACCCACGGACACGGGGGGCUGGGGCUGGGGCACCCCGUUUCUGCACUUCUCGCAGCAAGUUGCACACAGCUGCCACUCUG